Messenger RNA from Sipha flava (yellow sugarcane aphid), 3349 nucleotides. RefSeq names its product insulin-degrading enzyme-like. Lineage: Eukaryota; Metazoa; Arthropoda; Insecta; Hemiptera; Aphididae. The transcript has 21 exons. Gene Ontology annotation, cellular component: mitochondrion; cytosol. Gene Ontology annotation, molecular function: metalloendopeptidase activity; metal ion binding. The coding region runs from base 223 to 3297 and encodes 1024 amino acids. The record is from RefSeq and is a predicted model, not a curated record. Gene Ontology annotation, biological process: peptide catabolic process.
AAAGGUUGUAUGGACGUAUUUGCGUAUAAUAAUAAUACAUGUAUACGAACAGGUCCAUAAUAAUGACUGAAAUACUCUAUCGUUAUUGGCACACACAACGAAUUCGAUAAUAAUUUAUCUAUAUUUGAAUCUUGAUUUCCUUAGUCAUUAUUAUUAUAAGCGGGACAAUGUACCUCUCUCGUCCUUCUACUGGGCCGACUAUGUUCGUGUACAUUGUUAACCAUGCACUGUCUGUGGUCGUUAGUGUUUUCGUUUCUGUUCGUGCUCCUGGUGGCUGUUAUUAUUAUACACAGCAAAAGUGUGGUGCCGCAUACCCAACAUUAUGGAAUGCAAUACAACUAUUCGCGUUAUUUUAGUUAUUACAAGAAUCCUGCCAUGUCUGAAAAAGUUGAACAGCGUAUCGAUGAUAUCGAAAAAUCCCUCGGAGAUUCCCGGAUCUACCGUGGUUUGAUUUUGAAGAAUGGACUUACCGCAUUGUUGAUCAGCGAUCCUGACACUGAUAAAUCAGCUGCAUCACUAUCGGUUGCAGUGGGUAGCUUAAGUGAACCAAAAGAUCUCCCUGGCUUGGCCCAUUUUUGUGAACACAUGCUGUUUUUGGGCACAAAAAAAUAUCCAAUAGAAAAUGAAUUUACUCAGUUUUUAACACAAAAUGGUGGAUCUUACAAUGCAUAUACUGCAAAUGAUCAUACAAAUUAUUAUUUUUCUACCAAAACAGAAUCACUUCAGCCAACAUUGGACAGAUUUGCUCAAUUUUUCCUUGAACCAUUAUUUACUACCAAUGCUACUGAAAGAGAAAUUUGUGCUGUUAAUUCUGAGCAUCAAAAAAAUGUUGCUGAUGACUUUUGGCGUCUAGCACAAUUAGAAAAAAAUGCAGCCGAUCCAAAUCAUCCUUACAAUCAGUUUGGAACAGGUACAAAGGAGACGUUGUGGGAUAUUCCAAACUCAAAAAAUAUUAGUGUUCGUGAUAAAUUAUUAGAGUUCCAUUCUAAGUUGUAUUCUUCACAUCUAAUGUACUUAUCAGUACUUGGAAAAGAAGACCUAAAUACUUUGGAAGAAUUGAUUGUAUCUUUGUUUGGAGAUAUUGAAAAAAAAAAUGUAGAUAUGCCAUAUUGGUUUGACCCAAUUUAUAAAGAAGAACAAUUGGCAACUAAAACUGUUGUAUUUCCAGUAAAGGAUAUCAGAGUACUUUCUAUUACCUUUCCUAUUCCUGAACAGAGCAAAUAUUAUAAAAGCAUGCCUAACAGGUAUUUAAGUGCAUUAUUGGGACAUGAAGGUCCUACAAGUAUUUUGGCUGCAUUAAAAAAAAGAGGGUGGUCUAGUAAACUUUCAUCUGGUAGUAAAGUUGAAGCUAGGGGCAUUGAGCUUUUUGAUAUUGAUGUAGAUUUGACUGAAAAAGGAGUUGAUCAUGUUGAUGAUAUUAUCAAAUUAAUUUUUCAAUAUAUUAAUAUGUUGAAACGUGAAGGACCUCAAGAAUGGUUCCAUGAUGAAAAUAAAAAUAUUAGUGCAAUGCAAUUCCAAUUUAAAGAUAAAGGAUCACCAUUGGAUUAUGUUUAUCGGUUGUCUCCUCAUAUGAUUACUUUUAAAUUGGAAGAUGUUUUAACAGCGGAAUAUUUAAUAAAAGAUUGGAGACCAGAUUUAAUUCAAGAACUUUUAUCUUAUUUUAGACCAGAUAAUCUAAGAUAUACAGUGGUUUCAAAAACAUUUGAAAACCAAACUGAUACUAUAGACAAAUAUUAUGGAACGCCAUAUAAAAUUAGUAAAAUAUCACUGGAGACUUUAGAUGAGUGGAAAAAAGAUGAUUUAUGUGAAGAUUUAAAAAUGCCAUCAAAAAAUGAAUUUAUUGCUACUGAUUUUACUCUUGUACCUAUUGAUAAAAAUGAACCAAGUCAUCCACAUAUUAUUCAUGAAUCCUUAUUAUUAAGAACAUGGUUUAAGACAGAUACAGAGUUCAGAUUUCCCAAAGCAUUUGUUUCAGUUGACUUUUUCAGCUAUAUUGUAAUGACCGAUCCAUUCCACUGCAAUAUUAUGAGUCUCUUUGUGAGAUUAUUCAAUGAGGAUUUUACUGAGUACACAUGGGAUGCUACUAGAGCUAGUCUAAAUUUAAUUAUUAAGCCUAGUAGUUAUGGUUUUAAGAUUCACUUAAGUGGAUUUAAUCACAAAUUGCAUAUUUUGCUAAAGAAAACUAUGGAUAAGCUUUUAUCUUUCAAAAUUGAUCCUCUGCGUUUUGAAAUUCUCAAGGAGGAAAAAAUUAGAGAUUUGAAAAAUGUUGCCAUGGAGCAACCAUAUCAUAGUGCGAUGAGAUACAAUUCUGUAAUUUUAUCAGAAAAUGAAUGGACCCCUAAUGAAUUAUUAGCAGCUAUUGAUGAUGUUAAAGUUGAAAACAUUGAAGAAUUUAUUAAAAAAUUCCUCUCACAUAUGUUCAUGGAAUCAUUAGUUUAUGGUAACAUUGACAAAACACAAGCAUUGGAACUAAUAAAUAUUUUAGAAAAACCAUUCCUGGGUCGUAAUGGAUUCCGUAAAUUAUUGCCACGUCAAAUGAUGAGGUCAAGGGAAGUACAACUUGAGGACAGUGAGAACACUUUAUAUGAAACAACUAGUGAACAUCAUAGCAGUUCAUGCGUUUAUAUUCAUCUACAAUGUGGUAUUCAAUCUAUAUUGAAUAAUAUGAUAGUCAGCCUUUUUAACGAAAUUAUCAAAGAGUCUUGUUUUAAUAUAUUACGUACCCAGGAACAACUUGGAUAUAUAGUUUUUAGUUCGUCAAGCAGAAGCCAUGGAGUUCUAAACUUACGUAUUAUUGUUCAAUCUGACCGUACUCCAAUGUAUGUUGAUUCAAGAAUAGAAAACUACAUCAACACUAUUCAAGAAUUAUUGAAAAAUAUGACUGAAGAGGAAUUCAGUACUUAUAAAGAUGCUUUAACUGUUAAAUUGUUAGAAAAGCCUAAAGGUUUAUUCAAACAAGCAGCCGUCUAUCAACUAGAAAUUGAUACACAAGAUUACAAUUUUAAUCGCGCAAAAAUUGAAGUAGAAGCCUUAAAAUCUAUUCAAAAAGAUGAUAUUAUUAAAUUUUAUCAAGACCAAAUCAGUCAGUCUGGGCCAAAAAGACACAAAUUGGCUGUACAUGUCAAAUCUACAUUAAAGAAUACUACUCAGGAAGAUACACUAGAAGAUAAUUCAUUAGCAAAUAAUAAUACCAUAAUAAUUACAGACAUCACAGAUUUUAAGAAGAAACAUCGGUUGUAUCCAUUGCCAAGUCCAUUUAUUCCAGUUGGACCUUCUUCUACAAAAUCUAAAUUAUAAUAUGGAUUCCAUUGAAUUUUGUUUUAAAAAACAUAUGUUACUUAUAUUUUUA